GGAGGAGGAGGAGGUGGAGUUGUGGUCGCGGUGCACCAGCAGCACUCAGCUGGUGAGAGCCGCCUGCAGACAGGAGACAGCAUCCAUGGCAACAAUCAUGACAGAGGCGGACACCCGACAGAGACUGCUGCGCACCGUCAAGAAGGAGGUGAAGCAGAUUAUGGAGGAAUCUGUCACCAGGAAAUUUGUUCACGAAGACAGCAGCCACAUCGUGUCCUUUUGUGCUGCAGUGGAGGCUUGUGUCCUGCACGGGCUCAAAAGGCGAGCAGCAGGCUUUCUGCGCAGCAACAAGAUAGCGGCCCUCUUCAUGAAGGUGGGGAAAAGCUUCAUCCCGGCUGAGGAGUUGUGUAGGAAGGCACAGGACCUUGAGCAGAUAAUCGACACAAAACGAAGUCAAAGCCUGCAAAGUCAGGACAGCCUUCGCAAGAUGCCCCGACUGCCCAGCCUCACCCCGCAGGGGGUCAAGAACCUGUGGAUCCGGACGGCUCUAUUUGAGAAGGUGCUGGACAAGAUUGUCCUGUACCUUGUAGAGAACAGCAGUAAAUACUACGAGAAAGAGGCUGUUCUGAUGGACCCCGUGGACGGACCCAUCCUCGCCUCUUUGUUAGUGGGACCUUGUGCUUUGGAGUACACAAAGAUGAAGACAGCCGACCACUUCUGGACGGACCCGUCCGCUGACGAGUUGGUGCAAAGACAUCGCAUCCACGGGGGCAACUGCAGACAAGAUUCUCCCACCAAGAGGCCAGCACUGUGUAUCCAGAAGCGGCACUCCAGCAGCAGCAUGGAUGAACGCCCUUCUCCCUCCCCAUCAGCUCGUGAAUAUGUGGAGUCGCUGCAUCAAAACAGCAGAGUGACCCUACUCUUUGGCAAAAACAAUGUGCUCGUGCAACCGAGGGACGACAUGGAGGCCAUCCCGGGUUACCUCUCUCUGCACCAGAACGCUGACCUCAUGACCCUGAAGUGGACUCCCAACCAGCUCAUGAACGGCUCGGUUGGAGACUUGGACUACGAACGCAGUGUAUACUGGGAUUAUGCCAUAACUAUCCCUCUGGGGGAGAUAGUUUACUUACACUGUCAUCAACAAGUUGACAGUGGGGGGACGGUGGUGCUGGUCAGUCAGGAUGGGAUACAGAGACCUCCACUUCGCUUCCCCAGAGGAGGCCACUUGCUGCAGUUCCUCUCCUGCCUGGAGAACGGCCUCCUCCCCCACGGCCAGCUGGACCCUCCUCUCUGGUCCCAGAGGGGGAAGGGGAAGGUGUUUCCCAAGCUGCGUAACAGGGUUCCUCAGGGAUCUGGAUCCUCAGACUCGGUCUCAGACAAGGAGGAGGACGAGGCCACAGACUAUGUCUUCCGCAUCCUCUUUCCAAACAGCCAGUCAGAGUUUGUGACUCCUCCAGACUUGAUGGAUCACGGAGCCACAUUGUGGCAUCCCACUCUCAGGAAGUCCUCGUGUUCGUCUUGUUCUCAGGGCAGCUUCUCUGAUGGGGCGACGCCCAAGGGGUGCAACUAUGAGAGGGCUCCUCUGAAGCUGCUGUGCGACAACAUGAAGAAUCAGAUCAUCUCUCGGGCGUUUUAUGGCUGGUUGGCAUACUGUCGUCACCUGUCCACUGUGCGUACACACCUCUCUGCUCUCGUCAAUCACACCAUUGUGGCGCCCGAAGUGCCGUGUGAUGCCUACAAAGGACUCACCACGGAUGUGUGGCGGACGUUCCUCCAGGACUGCACAGCAUACGAUGAGAAUGAGCUACUUCGUCUGGUUUACUUCGGUGGUGUGGACGCCUCGCUGCGUAAAGAGGUGUGGCCUUUCCUGCUGGGUCAUUACCAGUUUGGAAUGUCAGAAGCCAAGAGGAAAGAGGUGGACGAACGGGUCCAAGUGUGCUACCAGCAGACCAUGCAUGAGUGGCUCGGCUGUGAGGAGAUCGUCCGUCAGCGGGAGAAGGAGCAGCACGCUGUCGCAUUAGCAAAGUGCUCCUCAGUAGCGAGCAUGGACAGCUCCAGUCAGAAGAUUACCCACCACAACUCCACUAUCAGCAAUGAGUCCCAGUCCCCCCAGAGCUCAGACAGGCAGAGUCUGGCUCGCCUGCAGAGUGACUCCAGCAGCAGCACACAGUUCUUCACAUCCUCCCAUCCCUUCCCCUGGAGUAGCCUGCUUCCCUUUGGCUUGUUCUUUCAGGUGUUUGAGUCUGUAGAGGAGGUUGAUCAGAUCGAGACGGAGCCCAAGAGCGAGGAGGCCAAACAGGGGCCGAAGAUACCCAAUGGAGCGAUGCAGAACGAGACAAACUCUCCCGACUCCGGACAUCCCUCCUCCCGCAACUUCUCAGUCACCUCGGGCCUGUCGGACGGCUCACUCAGCACCGAGGACAGCGCUGCCGCUGAUACGAUCCCAAGAUCUGCAGCUGUUCCUCAGGCACCGCAGAGUCAGGUCAAGCCUGCAGGAGUACAAAGUGACGGUCGGACAGAUGGGAUGGACAGCCAGGUGAGAGGUAAAGAGAAGACCAAGGAGGAGGAGGAGGAGGAGAAAGCACCCGAUGUUACCAAAUCAGAUGGAAAUAACAAGACUGAGCAGCUGUUGAAGGCCAAAAAAGAUGCAAAUCUGCAACCAAAAACGCAAGAAACUGUUGCAGAGUCUGAAGUUGUUCAAACAGAGGAACCCAAGUCAGAGAAUGAAGAUGCAGGGGCGGACAUUAAAGGAGUUACGUCUGUAGAGUCAGGAGAAACCAAAAAAGAUUUGCUUGACGAGGAUACUAUGACGGUGUCUGCAACUCCUUCCAGACCUAAAGGAGAACCUGUAGUGCAGAGUCCUAUAAAAGCAGUAGAAGUGAGUAUUGAGGAAACUGUGAAGCGUCAGAAAUCUGAAGAAACAAAUGUCGAACAGGCUAAAGGCAUGGACGAGUUAAAGUCAAGUCAACCACAAGAGGUUUUGUUGGCAGAUUUGAGAUCGGUUGAUUACAAGAAUCCUGAAGUUGAGAAGAAACUCAUUUUCUCAGCCGACAGCAGCGUCUCGAGACCAAGAGAAGCCUACUUUGCAUCCCAGACGGGCGAGGCUCAGGUUAUGACUGAAUCAGAUGAGUCUCCUCCGGCCGUGGAGAUGGAGGAGAUCCCACAAGCAAAAGUUUCCAUGGUGCCUUUGAGCAGGAAGGGACGCUGCGAAGCCUCCUCGUUCUCCAAGGACUCGUCCCCCCACGCGGAGCUCAGGCAGGAGGACGAGCAGGGAAAGCGCUGUCCCGAUAGGACAAAGCCCAUCCCGUGUGAGGAGCCAGAGAGCCAGAGCCUGGACCCUCACUUUGACUCUCUGGGCGAGUCUGGACACACCAAGAAUGAGUCAACCUCUCAAGAAUCGGCUGGGAGUCCCUUCUCUCAAGAGCUUUUGGACUUGUAUACAUUAAAUCUGCACCGCAUUGAAAAGGAUGUCCAGCGCUGUGACAGAAACUAUUGCUACUUCACUCCGGCCAACCUGGAGAAACUGCGCAACAUAAUGUGCAGCUAUAUCUGGAGGCACCUUGACAUUGGUUACGUACAGGGCAUGUGUGAUCUGCUGGCUCCACUUCUAGUCAUUCUGGAUGAUGAGGCCAUGGCCUUCAGCUGCUUCACUGAGCUCAUGAAGAGAAUGAAUCAAAACUUUCCACACGGAGGAGCUAUGGAUACUCAUUUUGCCAACAUGCGCUCUCUCAUACAGAUCCUGGAUUCUGAGCUGUUUGAGCUAAUGCACCAGAACGGAGACUACACUCACUUCUACUUCUGCUACCGCUGGUUUCUCCUCGACUUCAAGCGAGAGCUGGUGUACGACGACGUGUUCGCAGUGUGGGAAACCAUCUGGGCAGCCAAGUGUGUCUCUUCUGGUCACUUUGUCCUCUUUAUUGCUUUGGCGCUGGUGGAGAUCUACAGGGACAUAAUCCUGGAGAACAACAUGGACUUUACUGACAUCAUUAAGUUCUUCAAUGAAAUGGCCGAGCACCACAACAUAAAGCGGAUUUUGACCAUGGCCAGAGAUCUGGUGUGCAAGGUGCAAAUGCUUAUAGAGAACAAGUGAUUGCGCUCUUUGUCUUCGUCUUCUUCUUCCUUCCAAGUAAAGUGUGACCUGCUGUAGCAGCACGAGAUUCACAUACAUCUGAGCACUCAGGCUCUUUCUCUCUGACACACACACACACACACACACACACACACACACUAUACAAAGCCUUUACAAUCAGAGUUUGCUGCUAGGAGCCUUAUUGACUGUGUCCACAACGUUGUUUGUGUUGUUAAUAGAUGUAUGUGAUAAUUAUGCUUCAUAUUUUGUCAGUUUGUUCAAGUGAAAGUGAUUUAUCUGAAUGUUUUAUUUAGUUCUUAAAUAUAUCUGCCAUAAAUUCCUUGUGUGUAAAUGUAUCCAGGUGCACUUUUUUUUAAAGAAAAUAAUGGUUUUAGUUGCACAUUUCCAACCAAAUAUUAUGAAAAAAUUCAACCAGAGACUAUAUUUAUGCAAAGAAUAUAUUGUAAUGAUAGUUUCUAAUAAAUAGUCAGGUCUAAAAGUUAUUAUUCAAAUAUAUUACCAAGUUCCUCCUUAUUCCCGUUGCUUAUUAAAGGUCAGAAUGUCAGCAGCCUUUUCCCUUUUACCCAAUAGUAACACCUAAAAAUGUAAUGACUUUCUACUGAUGCCAGAAAAACGACUUGUAAUCCAAACUCCAUUUCUGUUUCACACACAGCAUUCAGAAGGAUUUAGCAUUUAGCACCUUGUCGGUGAUUUAGCAUCUAACAGUGUUUUAAUUGAACUGCCUCACCUGCCAAAUAUUAUCUUUAUUUGUUAUUUGCGUAUUGUACUGUACUGAGAGAUACAUAUGUUAAACUUAUGAGGAUUAAAAUGCGUAAAAUCUUAACCUAAUCUCAAAGUGAAGUACAAAUGUUUGUCUGGAGAUGUAUAUAAAGUAACAAGCCUCAUUGGUUAGCCUCUUAAGUUGUGUUUCCUUAGCCGGUGAAUCUGUAUAUUUUGUAAAUGAUCCAGUCUACUUACCUUUAUUUUUGUCUAGAAUUGUCCAGUGCCUCUUUGUUGAAUUAAAAUGCUGAUUUCAGCUUGAAUGCUACUUUGAAUUUGGAAUAUCAGACAGUUAAAGCAGUUACAUGGUGACCAAACUAAAAGGUUUUCGGCGGCGUCACGUUAGUGAGAUUCUCCAGUGGGAAAGGACUUACACAUACAGGUGAGAUUUCAAGAUACAAAUGACGUUAUGAGGGACUGUUUUGAUGUUUUGGCAGAUUUGGUACUUGUGAGGACAUUCAAAAUAUAUGAUUUAAACCCCUAAAGUAAUACUGAGCCCUGAGUUGCAAACAGCUGUGCUUGUAAUUUAUAGCCUAAAACUUCACUUAGUUGGUCUUCAGGUAAAUGUUUCAAGAAUGUUGUUAGAUUAAUUGCUUUUAAUAUGCUGUCUCUGUGAAUGCUUACUGCUGGCAGGAAACGUAUUUUGUAUGUAUAUUGUAACUUUUAUUUAUUUAUUCAAACAGUUUUUCAUUAUGAUGCUGCUUUGUUUGUGAAGCUGAUAUUUUUAUUUUGUGGCCAUUUCUAAAUGUCUAUUGUAAAACAAUCAAAUUAUAUACGAAAAGUUCAUAUAUACUAUAUAUUAAAUGGUAUAUGUUUUUAUAAUAAAACAAUAAAAAUGGAAUCAUCAUUAUUUUUCCAAACAUCUUGUAGUGCUUUUACUCAGUUUGAUCAAACAGGUGAGAGAAUCACAAAUAUAUCUGGGGAGUUGAGGGGACCAGAGAUGGAAAUGUUCUUUGGUUUGUCCUCCUUUGUGAUCGAGGUGAAAAUAUAUAAAGAACUAUGUUCACGGUC
Molecule: messenger RNA, 5800 nt
Organism: Pungitius pungitius (ninespine stickleback)
Lineage: Eukaryota; Metazoa; Chordata; Actinopteri; Perciformes; Gasterosteidae
Gene: sgsm1a
Product: small G protein signaling modulator 1a
Exons: 25
Coding region: 86-4030 (1314 amino acids)
Biological process (GO): activation of GTPase activity
Molecular function (GO): GTPase activator activity
Source: RefSeq, a predicted model, not a curated record